CCGAACAGCCGCGGUCAAGGCAAAGACCGAAAGGUGGUGGAGGAAGAGGACGACGGGGAGCAGCACCGGAGUGAUCGCCGCCGCGGAGCCGCGCCGCAUGGCCGUGGCGGGCCGAGCACGCAGAGUGGUGUUUGACUGAGCGGCGCGGGCAAAAGUGUUCGAAUCAAGCGCGCCGUGUUGCGCAAGGCCCCGCCCCGCCCUCCCAUUGAGUGCGCCGCCGCCGCCGCCGGUGUACAGUGGUGCCGCAGCGCAAAAGUGCAAAGGAGGCGAAAAAGAAAUAGUGCCAAUCAGUUUUGUGUGUGUGUGUGUGUGUGCACGCUAGUGUGUGUGUGUCUUUGCGUGAGCUGGACUCGCGCCGCCCCCUGUGGAUUACUCAUCGACGCAGCUCAAGACCCGCCGUCGUUUGGAUUAUUGCCGGAUAACACUUUCUUUCUCCCAUGAGCAGUACACCAUGCCUGUGACGAGGAGCGCUUCACCGUCUUGGGCAGUGGCCACGGCCGCCGUCCGACCAGCCUCCGGGAUGCCGCUGGCGCCGUGACGACGAUGCGACAUGGCCGAUGUCGGUUCGGCGGCGGGACCCCGCGGCGGGGUCCCGGACGGGGGCCCACACGACGAGCGGGGAGCAGGAGGAGACCCCCGUGCGGCCGGCGUCACCAGCGGCGAGGAUCCCUACCGGGAUUUCGAAUUGUACUUGGAGAAGGUGGCGGCUGAGCUUGAGAUCGGCGAGGUGUUCGAGGAAUGGCAGACGGCUGCUGGCACCACGACGCGGGGCUUGGCUGCCCCAGGCGCCGCCCCCGACGCCGCCUCUCUGCCGCCGCCCCCGGCCUGCGUCCCCGAGCAUGUCCCUGCCUCGCCGACAGCCGCUUUUGCUCGGCUGCCGCCGCCACCUCCGCCGCCGCCAAGGAGCUCGUCGCGGAGCAAGCUAGUGCUAAGGAUACCUGAGCAGCAGCAGCAGCCCACUGCCCAUCAACAUGACGCCAAUGAUGUCCCCGACGUGGUAGUGGUGCGGGGGUCUCCGCUGAAUGGUGACGCUACGCCACCCCGAUCCAGCCGCCUGAGCAACAACAAGCGGCGCAGUCGGCGAGGGCGGGCGUCGCGCCGGUACAACACUGACACUGUGGUCCAGGACUGGGCUGACGACCCUCUCGCUGACUUUCACGAGCUGGUCCUCCAAGAGCUUGCCGCGCUCGGGCAGAACGCCCACGAGGAGGACGCUGACGUCACCAGUGUCGACGGAGCUGACACAAUGCGCUUCUGGGUAGGCGGUAGCAGGGCGUCGCGUUGCACGCUGUCGGCCCCUGCUUCUGGGCUGGUGUCUCCCGUCGACUCGACGCCGUCCUCGCCGACGCCACCCGACGAGCAGCCCUGGCGUUCGCGAUGGCUUAGGCGCAAGUUGACAGACGACGACGCGGUGCUCGUGAGCAUCACGCCGUUGCCCGAGGACUCCGUGGACGACGACGAGGAGAGAUGCCUCCGUACUGCGGCACUUCCGGACCUGCUCCCUGCGACGAGGCGGGCCGCUACGUUGCCCGCGCCGGGCGUGCAACAGUCGUCGCGUAGGCGGCCCGGGUCCGGCGGAGACAUUAUCGGAAACCAGGACGCCGUGAAGAGGAAGGCCAGUCUGGGCAGGCGCGCGACCGUGAAGUCGGCUGGGCCUGACCUGAUCUCUGAAGACGAUGUGCCGCCUGCGCUCAGCCAUGGAGGGCUCCCGUUGGCAUUGCACAACCUCCUGGCCAAGCUGCGGCCCUCCCCCCGGCCGAGCCUCUCGACCGCCACCGUGGUCUUGGCGCCGCCGGACACUCCCGCCAAUACACCCACCAGCCCGCGGAGCCCGCUGGACGCAGCGCGGGCAGGUCCGCGCUUCCCCGCGGUGGCCAGCACCAUGGGCCUGAACCCCUUCCCGAGGGCGAACUCCCCAGACCUGACUGCGGACGCAGGCACUCAGACAUCGCCGCCACUGUCCCGGAGCUCGUCCUUCACGUGGGUGUCGGACUCGUCGCUGCCGCUUCCGGACACGCCGGACACUCCAGACACGCCGGGCUCUGAGGACGACAGGUGCUCGUCAACGUCGUCCUCAGGCCUCGUGUUGGAUGGUGGCCGCCAGCACGCCGCCUCCACCGACGACUGCCUCAGCUCUGUGGAUUCGGCGGGUGGAGACUCCCCGUCCCCGACGCCUCCGGACUCGCCGCGGCUGGGGCGCGCGCGAGCUGUGAGGGCCAGCCGGGAUGAGCGAGGCCUGCCUUCCUGGGGAGCGUGCGAAGAGGAGGGACACGAGUCUGGCAUCGGCACUGCCUCGCCGCCUCCCUCACACCCCAGCAGAAGUGAGUACACACGGAGCUGUCAUAACUUCACCAGGCGGCAUAGAAAAUUCCAAAACUGCGAAAUCGCCAGCGCCGUCUCUGCCGCGGCGCUGUACUCUAAAAUUAGUGCCUUAAUCGGCCCUUUACCGGACCCUAUUUGGAUUUAGAGAAUAUUUAAAAAUUCUAGAGGUAUGUGUAAUUUGGCUAGAAUUGCCUAAACUAUUCUUAAGAAAUACAACAGUAGGUCCAAUAUCCGACUGUUCCAAAUGUAAGUUAGUAAGUUGCCAUUCGGUUGGAUUUCCAGAGUUUAAUGCUCGUCAAGCCAAAAAGUCGCACGGUAAAUACAACGUGUGAAUUUUUGAGAGAAAGGAAAGAACUUUAAAGGAAACUUUCAUAAUUUGAGGAGAGUCCUCAGAUUUAGGAGGUCAUCGGACAUCUCUUAUCAAAAGCUAAGGGAAAUUCCCACAGUUUUCGGGGAGACUUUCCCAAAACCUGAGAUUUCCCCUCGGAAGGUCUCUUCUCUUCUUUUUUUUCAAAAAAAAAAAACAACAAACAAAAAAACAUUGAUUUUACCGUGCGCGAGUUCAAGUACCCCGGAGAUCUCAGAGGUGGGCUGAUGCUCGGUGCUCGGUCCUUAACUAUGGUCACUUCUGUGAGGGAGGAGGUGGGAGAAGGCGGCUGGGCUAUCAAUCUGCUGUCGGCCGUCGACUGCUGCCCCUCCCCCACCUCCUUGCCCUCUGACUUCUCACCGCCUAUAUAGCUAUCUCUUUCGCUUCGCAAUGGAAGGUGUUGCGAAUUUGCAAAUUUGGACCUGGAGGCACCGAGGCACCCUGCGGUGUGUAGUCGCGCGGUGUACUGCGUCAUCCUCUCCUCCUUUGCCGCUGUUGUGCACUUUCGAAAUUAGUCAGGAACUUCCAAACAGCCCGUCCCCUUCUGCGUUCUACUUAAACUUCCUCUUCUUCGCUAUUACUCGUCUUAGGUAUUGAAGAACUCUAGGCAAGUCGAAUCUC
Frankliniella occidentalis (western flower thrips) is the source of this 3310-nucleotide messenger RNA. RefSeq lists its product as uncharacterized. NCBI's taxonomy places the organism in Eukaryota, Metazoa, Arthropoda, Insecta, Thysanoptera, Thripidae. The coding region runs from base 551 to 2467 and encodes 638 amino acids. The transcript has 4 exons. The record is from RefSeq and is a predicted model, not a curated record.